Mucor mucedo is the source of this 1313-nucleotide messenger RNA. Its product is annotated as 3-deoxy-7-phosphoheptulonate synthase. The record is from RefSeq and is a predicted model, not a curated record. Lineage: Eukaryota; Fungi; Mucoromycota; Mucoromycetes; Mucorales; Mucoraceae. Gene Ontology annotation, cellular component: cytoplasm. The transcript has 4 exons. Gene Ontology annotation, molecular function: 3-deoxy-7-phosphoheptulonate synthase activity. The coding region runs from base 60 to 1121 and encodes 353 amino acids. Gene Ontology annotation, biological process: aromatic amino acid biosynthetic process.
AGAUUUUAUUUUUCUUUCCUGUUUCUAUCAAUUUUUUAUUUUAAAAACUUAUUACAUCCAUGAUGGAAGAUCUUCGUAUUACUGGCUACAACGCCCUUUUAACUCCUGCUUUCUUACAAGAGGAAUUCCCUACUUCUGAAAAAUCUCAAAAGACAUCCACCACUGCUCGUGAUCAGUGUUCUCAAAUUCUUCAAGGUAAAGACGAUCGUCUUAUUGUCAUUGUCGGUCCCUGUUCUAUUCAUGACACUGAAGCUGCCAAGGUUUAUUGUCAAAAAUUAUUAAAGGUCAAAGAGAAACAUGAGGGUGAGCUGGUCAUUAUUAUGCGUUCUUACUUUGAGAAGCCCAGAACCACUGUCGGCUGGAAGGGUUUGAUUAACGAUCCCGAUAUCAACAACAGUUACGAUAUUAAUAAGGGUCUCCGCGUCGGCCGUAAGCUUCUCUGUGAUCUUACUGAUAUGGGUAUGCCAGUUGCUGUUGAAUUGCUUGAUACCAUCUCUCCUCAAUAUCUUGCUGAUCUUAUGUCUUGGGGUGCUAUCGGUGCUCGUACUACUGAAUCUCAACUCCAUCGUGAAUUAGCUUCUGGUGUCUCCUUCCCUGUUGGUUUCAAGAAUGGUACCGAUGGUAAUGUUCGUGUUGCUAUCGACGGUAUCGGAUCUGCCUCUGCUCCUCAUCAUUUCUUGGGUGUCACCAAGAAUGGUACUGUCAGUAUCACACAUACCACUGGUAACUCUGAUUGUCAUGUCAUCUUACGUGGUUCCAACCACGGCCCUAACUACACCAAGGAACAUGUUGACGCUGCUAGAGCUGCCUGUGAGAAGGCUGGAUUAAGAGCAAAUAUCAUGAUUGAUUGUUCUCAUGGUAACUCCUCUAAAGACCACCGCAACCAACCCAAGGUCUCCAAGGAUUUAGCACAACAAAUCGCUGCUGGUGAUGAUGCCCUUGUUGGUGUUAUGAUUGAGUCUAAUAUCAACGAAGGUAAGCAAAGUGUUCCCGAGGCUGGUCCUGCUGCAUUGAAAUACGGUGUCUCCAUUACCGAUGCUUGUGUCGAUUUCGCAUGCACAGAAGAUAUGUUGGAUGAAUUGGCUGACGCUAUUAAGACAAGACGUGCUCUCAGACAUUAAUUAUAAUUUUGAAAAAAAAAAAAAGUAUAAUCAAUCAUCAUCGAAGCAUCAUCUUGUAGUAAUAUUCAUUUCCCCAAACAAACCAAAAAAGAAACCUCUUCUAUACAUAGUCUCUCUCUUCAAAAUCAAUUAAAAUAUUAGAAUUUUUUUAUUUAUUUAUUAAAAAAACCAUUUUUUUUUUUUUCGCUAUCU